AUGGGUGAAAGAGUUCUAGUGUUCCUACUCUUCCUUUUCUGUUAUUUCUUUGUUGUUGUGGUAACAAAAACAUCAAAUGAUGAUUACCUUGCACUUUCGGCUAUAAAGUAUGAGUGGAAGAAUACGCCACCGAGUUGGGAGCGCUCGCAGGAUCCUUGUGGUGGACGUUGGGAGGGCAUUGAGUGUUUCAAUUCGCGCGUUAUCAGCAUAUCAUUGUCAAGCAUGGAUUUGUCUGGCCAGCUUUCAUCAGAAAUUGGAUCACUUUCUGAAUUGCAGAUUUUGGUUCUGUCCUACAACAAGAAUUUAACAGGACCGCUUCCCGCUGAAAUCGGAAACUUGAAAAAACUGAAAAAUUUACAGCUUAUUAACUGCGGCUUCAGCGGUCCUAUCCCAGAUACAAUAGGAAAUCUACAACAGCUUGUAUUCCUAUCUUUGAAUUCUAAUAGAUUUAGUGGAACAAUUCCAGCUUCUAUUGGUAAUCUCUUGAGUAUUAAUUGGCUAGACUUAGCAGAAAACCAGCUUCAGGGUCCUAUCCCAAUAUCUAGUGGAACUACUCCCGGUCUCGAUAUGCUGCACAAAACAAAACACUUUCAUUUUGGGAAGAAUAAGCUUUCGGGGACUAUUCCAGCUCAACUUUUUAGUUCUGAAAUGUCAUUGAUACAUGUGCUUUUCGAAAGCAACAAAUUUACUGGCAGCAUUCCAUCUACACUUGGACUUGUGCAGACACUUGAAGUUGUGCGCUUGGAUAACAAUUCGUUAAGUGGACCUGUGCCUCAAAACAUCAACAAUCUUACAAACGUUAGAGAAUUGUUCCUGUCCUCGAAUCACCUAUCCGGUUCCCUGCCAAACCUCUCUGGAAUGAACGUCCUCAGUUACCUGGAUAUGAGCUAUAACCAAUUCGAUCAAUCAGAUUUUCCAUCAUGGCUAUCAAAUCUUCAGUCUCUAACAACAAUAAUGAUGGAGAAAACACAACUUCAAGGACCUGUUCCUGUUUCUUUGUUCAGCCUGGUACAGUUACAGACAGUGAUGCUGAAAAACAACCAGCUGAAUGGAACUUUAGAUAUUGGCACGACCAUUAGUGACCAACUGGGAGUCAUUGAUUUGCAGACCAAUUUUAUUGAAAAAUUUGCUCCACAAAUCGAUGUUUCUAAAGUGGAGAUAACACUUGUAGAAAAUCCUUAUUGCGAUGAAGGACUCCCAGCAGCGAAACAAACCUACUGCUCCAUUGCAAAAAACAACGACUCAUAUACAACGCCGCUAAAUAACUGUGUGCCAGUUGCCUGCGACUCGAAUCAGAUAUUAAGCCCGAAUUGCAAAUGUGCAUACCCUUAUACAGGAACUUUAACUCUUAGAGCUCCUUCUUUCUCUGACUUGGGAAACAAGACAGUGUUUGAUAUGCUAGGUUUCACUCUUAUGGAGUCUUUUAGAAAUCAUGACAAACCUGUGGAUUCAGUUUCUUUAAGCAAUCCAAGGAAGAAUGUGUAUCAGUAUCUUGAUUUGAGUUUAGAAAUAUUUCCAUCGGACCAAAAUUCUUUCAAUAGAACCGGUAUUUCCGGCAUAGGCUUUAUGCUUAGCAACCAAACAUACAAGCCCCGUGCUGACAUUUUUGGACCAUUUUAUUUCAUUGCUGAUGAGUAUGAUCAUUAUCUGAAUGAUUCAGUAAUAGAAGAAGGGCCUGUGAAAUCAAGUAAAUCCUCGAAUAUUGGCAUCAUCGCUGGAGCUGCUAUUGGUGGUUGUGUCCUGGUUGUGUUAUUACUCCUUGCAGUUGUUUAUGGUUUCCGCCAAAAGAACAAGGCAAAAAGAGAAGCUAAGAAAAGCAGUCUUUUUGAACAAUGGGGUCCUGAUGAGAGCAAUAAUAGCAUCCCACAGUUGAAAGGUGCGAGGCGCUUCAGUUUCGAAGAGAUUCAGAACUCCACCAAAAAGUUUUCGCAACUCAACUAUGUAGGAUCUGGGGGUUAUGGGAAGGUUUAUAGGGGAACUCUUCUCAAUGGACAAUUAAUUGCCGUAAAACGAGCUCAACAGGAAUCAAUCCAAGGAGGAUUGGAAUUCAAAACAGAGAUUGAACUUCUAUCAAGGGUCCACCAUAAAAAUCUUGUUAGCCUUAUCGGUUUCUGCUUUGAGCAAGGCGAACAAAUAUUGGUUUAUGAGUAUGUUGUAAAUGGUACUUUGACAGAUGCUCUUUCAGGGAAGUCAGGAAUUAGAUUGGACUGGAUUAGAAGGCUAAAAAUAGCCCUUGGUGCUGCUAGGGGGUUGGAUUAUCUUCAUGAACAUGCUAAUCCUCCUAUCAUACAUAGAGAUGUCAAAUCGACGAACAUUUUACUCGACGAACGCUUGAAUGCUAAAGUUUCUGAUUUUGGUCUCUCCAAGCCUUUGGGUGAUGGUGCAAAAGGUUAUAUUACAACUCAAGUCAAAGGGACAAUGGGCUACUUGGAUCCAGAAUAUUACAUGACACAGCAAUUGACAGAGAAAAGUGAUGUUUAUAGCUUUGGAGUACUAAUGUUGGAGUUGAUAACUGCAAGAAGGCCAAUAGAACGAGGGAAAUACAUUGUGAAAGUGGUUAAGAAUGCUAUUGACAAGACAAAAGAGUUAAACGGUCUUACGGAAAUCCUCGAUCCUAUCAUUGAUUUUAAGGCAUCAUUGAACAGUUUUGAAAAAUUUAUAGAUCUUACAAUGAAAUGUGUUGAAGAGUCAAGUUCAAAUAGGCCUUCAAUGAACUAUGCACUGAAAGAAAUUGAAAACAUGUUGCUGUUAGCUGGCACAAACCCUAAUGCUGAAUCAGCAUCAACUUCAUCUAGUUAUAAUGCUAGUGGAAACUCUAUGCAUCCUUAUGAAAAUGAGUACUUCGAUUCAAGUGUGGUACUUCCUCGCGCGUAA
Messenger RNA from Lathyrus sativus (Indian pea), 2874 nucleotides. The record is from the annotation of a GenBank genome assembly. Lineage: Eukaryota; Viridiplantae; Streptophyta; Magnoliopsida; Fabales; Fabaceae.